This is a messenger RNA of Synchiropus splendidus (mandarinfish), 3872 nucleotides long. RefSeq names its product meiosis 1 associated protein (gene m1ap). The coding region runs from base 197 to 1810 and encodes 537 amino acids. The record is from RefSeq and is a predicted model, not a curated record. Gene Ontology annotation, biological process: meiosis I; male meiosis chromosome separation; spermatogenesis. Lineage: Eukaryota; Metazoa; Chordata; Actinopteri; Syngnathiformes; Callionymidae. The transcript is spliced from 13 exons.
UCUUAGCUUUUCGGACUUCACACUGUUGCAUGCUCUAGCAAGAACUAACAUGAAAGUGCUGACGUAAUAGUUGUGGAGCAGUCGAGGAAGCUACUGAUGCAAGAAAAGUAACGAACGUGUUGCAGAAAUAGAGAACAGCAAUAGAGCAAUCAGUUCAUCCAUCGCCAGCAAAUACGUGUAUUGGUCUUCAUCCUUCAUGCAGCAGCCGGCCAGGGUUCUGAUUGUUGAGGCGCUCCCCCCGUGGUGGUCCAACACCAAAAUGGUGGUCUGUAACGCUCUGGAUAACUUCCUGUCUUUGGCCUGCAGUCUGGAAGGACCAUGUCGGAUUCCUCUGCUGAGCUUGUAUGCUGUCAGCAGACAGCAGGAAUGCUUGCUUCCUUUUGUGAGAGUUCGGGGGAACUUUGCAAGGCUAAAUUCAUGUGUGGAGGAUCUCAGGUCUAUUCCCGUGGAAGGCUGCAUCAGAGGGGUUGCCCGGGGAGCUGAGAUGCUGGCACAGGCCGUUCUGGACAGCCUGCAGCAGUUUAAGCAGUAUGCCCGGCACACUGGAGCUGGAAACCAAACCAAGAGCUGCCUGACUGUGGAGGUGACAGUGCUGACCAGUCAGGCCGGGCGAGACCUUGUGCAACUUUUAGUAGCAGGUCUUAAAGAUGCAGAUCUGGUGCCACUUAAACGUCUUACGGUUGUUCAGCUGGUCGCAGACACUGAUUGGAGUCAAGACUCGCCUGAAGCUCUUCACACUGAGAAUGAAGGCAGCCUGAUGUUGGCGACAGAGGUGGACCUGCAGCAAGUGAACAGCACCAUAGUUGCUGUGGAAACAGCACUGAAGGGAUGGCUUCAUGAGCAGGGGGGCAACGUGGAGCACCUUCACCUUCUUCUUCCAAACACAUUCAACAGUCCUGCUCCAGUGUGUAUUAAGUGUGAUAGGCAGGAGCGCCUGAUCAGCCCUGCCCUCAUCCCCGUGACCCUAAACCUUGGUGUGAAGACAGAGAGUCUGCGUGACUUUAUGUCCGACUCUAAAUUGCCAGCUCAUCAGAGUCAAACACCGCAGAAGAUGACCGUGAUAAAGUCUCUGCGUGCAAGCACUCUCUGUGAGAGUGUGAUGUACGGUCUGCCACUAGUGGUCCGGCCCACCAGCUGCUGGCAGCUGGACUGGGAUGAGUUGGAGACCAACCACAACUUGUUUCAUGCUCUUUGCCAGACUCUAUUGAGUCAAGACUUGUUCCUGCUGCUGCAAGUGGAACCAUCACAGAUGUCGACAUCUGUAGGUCUGUAUUCUCACUACGUCCUGCAAGCCUCACCAACUCUCACCCUUCUGCUGAAGCCAGUGGCCUCCAGAGAAUUGCUUCUGCCCUGCCCACUAGUGGUUCCGACCCAAGACCCGACUGCUGAAGCUACACAGACCAUAAUGGAAAGUCUGUCUCGGUUGGACCAGGAGGCGUUGUUUAACCCUCUAACUCUGAGCAAUAAUCUCUACCAACAUUUGAGAAGCCUGCGGCUGACACCUCAACCACGAUACCCAUACAGACUCCAGUCACCCGUUCGCAGGUCACAGCCACACGAGGGCGCCAGAGCUGCAGGCCUCAGACAGCAGCGUCAGCACAACCAGACACGUCACACAGGGCUGAACAACAAAAUUCAAGCGACUGUAGCUCCUUAUUCACCAUCCUCUUGCUACCCCUCCCACCUCGGCCCACCUCCAGCCAAGGUGUCCCGUCCAUCACUGAGGCUUUUGACCAGGAGCCGCAGCAAUGAAAGCCCCCACGCAGCACUUUGUCCUGUGGAAAGCCACAAAGAUGAGUCACUGAGUUGAACGUGUUGUGUGCAUACUUGUUGUAGUGUUACUGUGGUACCAUGUUCGGAUGGGCCUUCCAUGAAACACAGCAGAGGAGUCACACACCAAAACACAUAAUAAAAUUUAUAAGAAGCAUCAUACAGUUGAGACUCAAACGCUGCCUUUAGAGAGUAACAGCAGACGUUUGAUUCUUCAAGCGAAGGGCACUAGCCGCACUCUUUAACAAGCAGCCAUGUCAGCAGGUGUCAGUGUCGGUUACAUUGCUGAGGCUGCAAAACUUCCCCUGAAAAGAUAAAAACAAAGGAAAUAGCAGGACAAUAGGAGAGCAAGAUUAAUAAAACACCCCCUAAAGGGAGACAUUAGAUUAUACAAACAGGAAGUUAAACUCCAAAUUACCAAACGCACAGGCUGCCUGCAGCCCCAGCUUUCAUCUGAGCACAGAACUGGAGUCUGAUGAGACACAAGUACCAGACAGAGCAGCCUCUCUGCUCUGCUCCCCCCCACACAUGGCUCCUUCUUUGGGGGCUGUGAGUGGAGCCAUUAAUAUCGGGAACAAUGACUCAAUUUUAUGAAAAGAUGUGUCAGGUCUAUGCAAAGAGUGCUCACAUGUAAUCUAUAUGAAGACAUGCAUGAAUUUGUGCUUCCUCAAUGCAGAGGUUGUUAAACACUCCCGCCAUUUCUCCCCCUCGCAGCGCCUUCGUACGUCCAGAUGCCUCGAUCACGCUGUGAUGUCAUAAGACUUACAUGUUCAUGGAUCCCCACCACAAUGGUUCUAUUGUCUUGAAAUGUGAGGGAACCUCGAAAAUGCCCAGCUGACAUUUUACCUACUUCCCUCCUUCUGUCCCUGCAGCGCUUUUUUCCUAUCAGCUUUCGUUCGAUUUGAGUCAGUGUGUGUUAUUAAUUCGUUUCAGUCGGUUCAGUAAAGGUCAUCAGUGAAUUCAAAUGUUCAUCUGUGUUCACAUUUUCCAGCAGGUCACAAUGUUGUUAUUAAAUAUUUCUCUUGUUUAAUAAUGUGUAUGUGGACUUUUUUAGUCACCUUUUUUAGCUGACUUCUGAAAUUCUGAAAAUAUGGUCUACACAUUUUUUUAAAAUCCAUUUUAAUCACGAUUUAGUCAUUGUGAGUUUAGAAUGGUGGCUUCCCGAGCAGUGACCCAUUUGUUUCACUCUAGACAGUCAGUCCUCGCCUCCUCUUUCCUCCAUCAGUGAUUUCAUUAGUUGGCGUCAAAUCGGACCUCGUGUUUGACCUGAGUUUCCCGGUGUGCUAAAUAUUUUGCAUGUCACUGGGCGCAGGAUAAUAUCUCCACACUGACUUCCUGCUUCAUGCUGGCUGUUUGGUUUCCUCCUGCACUGCAGGACAGAAAACAACUGUCCGACUGACCAACACGCUGCUUCCUUCCUGUGACUGUACAGGUCACACUCAAGACACACACGCAGAUCUAGGUGACUCGUGCAUGUGUGUCAGAAAUCAAGUGUCUAGACUGCUAAUCUUGUCUCGUGCAGACUGUGGUUGGAAUCUCAACAAUAGAUCUACCUCUUGUUCCAACAGCUUUUACUAUGUCCCAGUCAGUGGGGCUUCUGCUGUUCUCCUGUGAGCCACAGUCACAAGCUUUGCACAUCUGCUACACACAUCACAGAUCAUGCUGAUGUAGUCUUUCUUUUGUUUUAUCUCCCACUUCCACAUCCUCUAAUUCUUGCAGGCUCUUGGUAUCAGUCUUGAGUUUUUUAAGAACUUCCCACUGCAGAUACAAUUGUUCUGCCACUCUCUUCUUAUGACAAAUAUUUGACUGCGGCCCACAUACUGUGCCGCUUCUACAGCCACACUUGUCCUGUUCCUUUGCUGCUGGCCAAACUGUUGGAGCUACUUCAAUCUCUUACUUCUACUGCAUAUUCUCACAAAUACUAGUGACCUGUCUAUUGUCUGGGCUGAAUAUUCUAUUUUGAAGUACAAGGAGGUAAAAUAACCUAAAUAUCUGUAUCACUAUUUGUGAAAAUGUGUCACAUUUUGAUGCCUUGCGAGGCAACAAAAAGUUGUUUCUUUCUGAAUGCUUGGAUGGGAUUAUUUACUUUUUUUAAUUUAUCU